UCGGAGUUGAUGUAGUUGAAGACAAUAUACAAUUAUCCAUAUUUGCGUUGGCUUUGAGCCGCACUAAGUACAGUAGUAUCACUUAAUUUAAUCAAAAAAUGUGAUUCAGACAAGUUUUUUUUUUAAUUUCAGACAAAAGUUACCUUGUUUUAUGUUAAGAAGAGACUGCUUUAUUCAGUGGUACUACCAUUGAAUUUUUUUUUGAGAAACCAGGGAACCAUCUUUGAGGAAUACCAUAGACGCAUUCGUUGGCCUUUGUAAACAUUCAACUACGUGUUUCAUGCGCUUAAAUAAUUCAUUAUAUAAAGGCUUUUGGUAGCGGUUACGUCUUUGCUAUUCUUAUAUAUCUAUCGUAAACCUUCUCGAUGGCUGCAACUAAAGACUUGUUUGUUUCCACCUAAUCUACAUUCUAAUUCAUGGCGGACGCUAAACAGAGGAAGAGCUUAACAAGCAGUUGUAAGACGAAUACGACAACAGAAACAAGACAAGAUCGUCCAUCGUCGUGGUCCACAGAUUCAAGCACGAAGGUUCAUUCCGUUGCAGGCUUCACCGUUCAUCAACCACUGGCCAAAGUGCAGCUACUACGCAACUUCAACUCCUAAAGCCCUUGCUUACUUCUAGUCAUCUCGAAUAAUAUAUGUAACAUAGUCUCGUGCGUUGUUCGCUAGUACAAAGUAUUGUAUUCACAUGCGUUAAUGUAUGUGUAUAUGUUAAUACUAAGAGAAAGAAAGUAUCAAAAACUGUUUAAUUCAUAUUCGUAGUACAAAAUUUUAGAAGUGUAUGUGAAGGUUCUCUCUUUGACAUGCA
Molecule: messenger RNA, 807 nt
Organism: Eruca vesicaria subsp. sativa (arugula)
Lineage: Eukaryota; Viridiplantae; Streptophyta; Magnoliopsida; Brassicales; Brassicaceae
Source: the annotation of a GenBank genome assembly